Molecule: messenger RNA, 2057 nt
Organism: Periophthalmus magnuspinnatus
Lineage: Eukaryota; Metazoa; Chordata; Actinopteri; Gobiiformes; Gobiidae
Product: inactive phospholipid phosphatase 7
Exons: 2
Coding region: 528-1379 (283 amino acids)
Cellular component (GO): nuclear envelope
Molecular function (GO): sphingosine-1-phosphate phosphatase activity
Source: RefSeq, a predicted model, not a curated record
AAGACCAUCGGGGGAGAAGCAGGUGCUGCAUUGAGUUUUGAGGCCUGUAUGUUAGCUCAUGUUUCUUUGUGUUUUUGGAGCGUUUCUCUCCUACAGGUUCACGCUGUGGCUCUUUAUGUUCAGACAGAGGAAGGAUGCUGCGCGUGAGGCUGGUAUCCGGUGUGAUAGCGACACGACAUCAGCGUAACUAGAUUAUUACCUUUGUUUUUAUUGUCCAGGCCGUGUUGUUAUUUACAGUGAAGCGUCUGUGUGUUGCUUUGUGCGAUGCUGACGCGUAACGCGACGCCCUGGUGUUAUUUUACCGCUUGGAUCAGGUUUAAAUGAUGUCCAGGCAGAUGCAGACACCUCACUGGGGCUGGUAAACAGCAUGGCCAGCACACAUUCCUGGGGGUCUAAAUAUAUCUAUUAGGCCACAGAAGGGGGAGGACUGCUGUACCCCUUUCUAUCCAGGGACUUCACUGACUGGGUUAAGACGCACCAGCUAACGCUCGAAGAUUGCUCACUACAAGUUUUCUCCCGAACGCAAAAUGCCCGCUAAAGCGAGAUCUAAGGCCCGUGAGAGGAACAAUGUCCUGAACAGAGCUGAGUUUAUGUCCCUCAACCAGACCGUGCGCGGAGGGCAGCCGGAGAGGGGAGGCAGCGCGCGGAGACCUCCGUUCAAGCACCAAACCAGCCAGCCCGGUGAGGAGCCUCCCGAGGGCUCGAGUAAGGACAAGAAAGAGCCAGGCAAACUGCCCGAGGAGGACUGUAUGCAGCUCAACCCCUCAUUCAAAGGCAUUGCCUUGAACUCUCUGCUUGCCAUUGAUAUCUGCCUGUCGAAGCGCAUGGGGGUGUGUGCCAACACGUCCUCGUCCUGGGGAGGGUGCAGAUCCAUGGUCAACCUUUUGGCUCUCACUGGUCACGGAAUCACGUGGAUUAUUGGCACUAUCGUGUGUCUGACAAGGAGCAACACGUUAGCCGGACAAGAAGUCCUGGUCAAUCUACUUUUGGCCCUUCUCCUGGACGUGAUGACAGUAGCUGGGGUUCAGAGACUGGUAAAGCGCAAGGGGCCGUGGGAGAUGGCCCCUGGGUUCCUGGACUGUGUUGCCAUGGACAUAUACUCUUUUCCCGCCGCCCACGCCAGCCGGGCCGCCAUGGUGUCUAAGUUUCUUCUGUCUCACCUGGUGCUGGCUGUGCCCCUUCGCAUCCUCCUAGUGCUGUGGGCCUUUCUGGUGGGCCUGUCCCGAGUGCUUCUGGGUAGACACCACCUCACUGACAUGGUGUGUGGGUUUGCAUUAGGCCUGCUCCAUUUUAGCCUGAUGGAAAGUGUGUGGCUGUCGUCAAGCACCUGUCAAACCCUCAUAUCUAUCAGCACACUGAGCUGGAGUCCCUUUUCCUGAGCUCCUACUUUAUAAGUCUUUAAACUCUCUGAUCUUUUGCUGGUUGCUAAAGAUGCCUAUUUUGCAUGUAUACCAUUUGAUUUUACAUACAGCAGCUAUACACUCAAACUAUACAAACUGGCAAAGCAAAGAGCCUCUUAUAAAACCGCUUGCAUUUUGAUUUCAUCAGUUUCUCAUAGAUUGCUUACUCAGUUACAGUUGUGCCUCUUACCCAUUUUCUUUCUUCCUCUUCUAAAACUCUUUUGCACACUAUUGGUAAGUAAACAAACAAACAAACGUGUGGGUAACACUGCACACACAACAGGCAAACAAACAUAUAUUUUAUUUUUUAUAUUUCAUAUUGGCAAACAUUUUUAUUUUCCAGAUGGAACCUGACGCAUAAACAAGUUUGCACCAUCUUUCAAACAAUGACAGUUUUGUGUUAUGCUACAUUUUCCAUAAAAAAUGUUGUUUUACUGAUGCAGAUAUCUAUGCAGGUCCAUCCAUCCAGCAUUUGUAUUGCUUUCCUGAAAAAAACAAAUAUUUGAUACCAAUUUCUUUUAUAGAUAUAAAAUUAAACUUUUGUGUCAGUCUCUACAGUGCUUUAUUUGUGAUUAUAGCUUUGUUCAUCUGUACAGGUUUCUGUAGAUGUUUUUUUCCAUUUAUUUUUAAUGCAUUAAUAAAAUUAUUGGCUAUUUA